Gorilla gorilla gorilla (western lowland gorilla) is the source of this 1858-nucleotide messenger RNA. It is a transcript of the gene EIF2S3B, whose product is annotated as eukaryotic translation initiation factor 2 subunit gamma B. NCBI's taxonomy places the organism in Eukaryota, Metazoa, Chordata, Mammalia, Primates, Hominidae. Gene Ontology annotation, biological process: formation of translation preinitiation complex. The record is from RefSeq and is a predicted model, not a curated record. The transcript has 2 exons. Gene Ontology annotation, cellular component: cytosol; eukaryotic translation initiation factor 2 complex. Gene Ontology annotation, molecular function: tRNA binding; GTP binding; translation initiation factor activity. The coding region runs from base 16 to 1416 and encodes 466 amino acids.
UCCUCUUUUGGCAACAUGGCGGGUGGAGAAGGUAGAGUGACUCUGGGGCAGCCGCACCUUUCGCGUCAGGAUCUCACCACCUUGGAUGUUACCAAGUUGACGCCACUUUCACAGGAAGUUAUCAGCAGACAAGCCACAAUUAAUAUAGGUACAAUUGGUCAUGUAGCUCAUGGGAAAUCCACAGUCGUCAAAGCUAUUUCUGGAGUUCACACCAUCAGGUUCAAAAAUGAACUAGAAAGAAAUAUUACAAUCAAGCUUGGAUAUGCUAAUGCUAAGAUUUAUAAACUUGAUGACCCAAGUUGCCCUCAGCCAGAAUGUUAUCGAUCUUGUGGGAGCAGUACACCUGAUGAGUUUCCUACAGACAUUCCAGGGACCAAAGGGAACUUCAGAUUAGUCAGACAUGUUUCCUUUGUUGACUGUCCUGGCCACGAUAUUUUGAUGGCUACUAUGCUGAACGGUGCAGCAGUGAUGGAUGCAGCUCUUCUGUUGAUAGCUGGUAAUGAAUCUUGCCCUCAGCCUCAGACAUCUGAACACCUGGCUGCUAUAGAGAUCAUGAAACUGAAGCAUAUUUUGAUUCUACAAAAUAAAAUUGAUUUGGUAAAAGAAAGGCAGGCUAAAGAACAAUACGAGCAGAUCCUUGCAUUUGUCCAAGGUACAGUAGCAGAGGGAGCUCCCAUUAUUCCAAUUUCGGCUCAGCUGAAAUACAAUAUUGAAGUUGUUUGUGAGUACAUAGUAAAGAAAAUUCCAGUACCCCCAAGAGACUUUACUUCAGAGCCCCGGCUUAUUGUUAUUAGAUCUUUUGAUGUCAACAAACCUGGCUGUGAAGUUGAUGACCUUAAGGGAGGUGUAGCUGGUGGUAGUAUCCUAAAAGGAGUAUUAAAGGUGGGCCAGGAGACAGAAGUAAGACCUGGUAUUGUUUCCAAAGAUACUGAAGGAAAACUCAUGUGUAAACCAAUCUUUUCCAAAAUUGUUUCACUUUUUGCGGAGCAUAAUGAUCUGCAAUAUGCUGCUCCAGGCGGUCUUAUUGGAGUGGGAACAAAAAUUGACCCCACUUUGUGCCGGGCUGACAGAAUGGUGGGGCAAAUACUUGGUGCAGUCGGAGCUUUACCUGAGAUAUUCACAGAAUUGGAAAUUUCCUAUUUCCUGCUUAGACGGCUUCUAGGUGUACGCACUGAAGGAGACAAGAAAGCAGCAAAGGUUCAAAAGCUGUCUAAGAAUGAAGUGCUCAUGGUGAACAUAGGAUCCCUGUCGACAGGAGGGAGAGUUAGUGCUGUCAAGGCCGAUUUGGGUAAAAUUGUUUUGACCAAUCCAGUGUGCACAGAGAUUCAUCUAAUUCACCUUGAUUUGAUUAAGGAAUUAGAAUGGGGCCCAGUUCUUACCAAUGAGACACAGAGGAAGUCUGCAGCAAACUUCUAGGAAAUCAUUUCUUUCUUUAAAGAAAAAAGACAAAAGAAAACAUGAUCCCCUUUCUGCUCUGGAGAUUCUUUGCAGGCUGUGAUGCCCGGAAUUGUGACAACCAUAUCACAAUUAUGGGAAGAACUUAGGUUCCUGAAAAUCUUAUUGCAACAUGUUUACAGCCAGCCCUACCCCUGGACUUCAUGUUUAUUAUUUAUAUCAGUCCAAGUUCUUGAAAUGAUGCUGCUUUCAUCUGAAAUACACAAACAAAUAAAAUUAUAUUUAUAUACACAUAAACAUGUAUAUACAUACAUGUAUAUAUAUUUUUAUAGAGUAUUAGAAUGCUACUCUUUCUCAAAAUAUGUUAAAUAUAAACUAAACUUGACUGUUAAUUAUGAUGUGUCCUAAUUUAAUUAUAUGAAAAAUUCUGAUGUUUAAAAAAUAAAAAAUGAAGUUAUAUUGA